AUGCUGAAAGAGCUUCGAUUCCUUUCUUUCUGUUUGGUUGUAGUUCAGACACUGUCCUUUGCUCCGAAACAAGUUCCCACUCUACACGGUAGCGAGUCGUUGUUCUCGACAACCCAAAAUGAUGUUAUUUCUUUCAAUUUUGAGAAACCUCUCGGUAUGAUUCUUGAGGAAGUAGUAGAGGGUGAGCCAAUGGGGGUCUAUGUUAUUGAACUAGCAGAUGAGGGUAGUGCGACGUCAUUUCCCGAAAUCGUUGGACUACAGUUAGAAACCGUGAUGAACGAAGACGUCAGCAACUUGUUAUUUGAUGACGUGAUGGCAAAGCUGGUCGAUGCACCAUCUCCUGUCUCCAUUUCAUUCCUGAAGAAGAACGGAAAUGCCGAUGCUUUGAGCGUUGGCACGCCUGUCACAAUCAAUGUGAUUGAUGGGGACAAGGAGGUAACUAUUGAAGCGAAGGUUGGCGACAACUUGAGGCAAGUCCUCCUUGACAACGAUUUUGAAGUCUACAAGGGUCUGAAGCAAAAGCUUGGGAAUUGUGGCGGCGCGGGUCAAUGUGGCUUCUGUGCUGUUGGAGUAGAUGGAGCUUGGGAGCCUCGUUCCGAAUAUGAAGACAAAAAGUUGAAGAAUUCACCCGAGUCUCGUCUGUCGUGCUUGAACAACAUUCAGGGUCCUGCAAACAUCAAGCUUUAG
Messenger RNA from Cylindrotheca closterium, 687 nucleotides. Lineage: Eukaryota; Bacillariophyta; Bacillariophyceae; Bacillariales; Bacillariaceae. The record is from the annotation of a GenBank genome assembly.